CACAUUGCUGCGGGGAGGAGACCAGGAAUCUGUCCAGAAAACUCUGCAUUCCCUCACCUCCCCACCCCCGCCCCGUCGUUCUCAGCGGGAGUCAGCCCAGACUGAUUACUUUAGGAAAUGCCCCGCGGCUGAAACUCUAGGGCGAAUUGAUUCCAGUUUGUUUUGCCUCCGGUAACUCUGGAGUCUUGGCAUCUCCACACCUACCGUGUGUAGGGAGAGGGGGCGGCAUGAUUGGGUGCCAAGAAGGAUGGGGACAGAGAUGCCUUCCAGACUCAUCCCCCUCUCCUCCUUUCUGGGCAGCCAGGAAGGAAGCCGGGUGAGGGGGGGCAGCCUUCCAGGACCUGAGCCACUGAGAGCCCAAGCUCAGAAGGGAAUACCUUCCUCAGGAGAUACUCCCUGCACUUUAGGCUUCCAGCCCCCAGCCUCAGGUCCCUGCAACCAAGAGCCUCUUUCUUGCUCCCUUACUCCUCCAGUUGGCUCAGAUGGGUGUUACUGAUGUCAAGAUGCUGAGUGCCUACUCCCAUGUGGCAGAGGACCAGGGGGGUCUUUUCCAAGUAGCAGGUGCCGUGGGGCCAGGUGCCACCGGCCGUUGUCCAGGCGGGUGUGUGCCAGCCAAGGAAGCAUGAGGACGCUGGAAGACUCCUCCGGGACAGUCCUGCACCGCCUCAUUCAGGAGCAGCUGCGCUAUGGCAACCUGACUGAGACGCGCACCCUGCUGGCCAUCCAACAGCAGGCCCUGCGGGGUGGGGCCGGGGCCGGGGGCACAGGGAGCCCCCAAGCCUCCGCGGAGAUCUUGGCACCCGAGGACACUCAGGUGCUGCAACAAGCCACAAGGCAGGAACCCCAGGGCCAGGAGCACCAGGGCGGUGAGACCCACCUGGCAGAGAACACCCUCUACCGGCUGUGCCCACAGCCCAGCAAGGGUGAGGAGCUGCCCACCUAUGAAGAGGCGAAGGCCCACUCACAGUACUAUGCGGCCCAGCAGGUGGGGCCCCGGCCACAUGUGGGGGACCGGGAUCCCCGAGGGGCCCCAGGAGGCCAUCGGAGUCAGGAUGAGGCCUUGCGGGAGCUGCGCCAUGGGCAUGUGCGCUCCCUGAGUGAACGGCUCCUGCAGCUGUCCCUGGAGAGGAACGGUGCCCGAGCCCCCAGCCACAUGAGCUCCUCCCACAGCUUCCCGCAGCUGGCCCGCAAUCAGCAGGGCCCCGCAUCCAGGGGCCCCCACACCGAGGGCCCAGAGCCCCGUGGACCUCCGCCUCAGUACCCACACGUUAUGCUAGCUCAUGAGGCCGCCACCGCUGUCACCGACCCACGAUACCGCACCCGCGGGAGCCCACACUUCCAGCAUGCCGAAGUCAGGAUCCUGCAGGCCCAGGUGCCUCCUGUGUUCCUCCAGCAGCAACAGCAGUACCAGUACUUACAGGCGCCCCAGGAGCAGCCCCUGCCGCCACACCCAGCGGCCCUCAGCCACGGCCCCCUCGGCUCCCUCAGUGCACCUGAGGGGGAGGGGCCAGCGAGCACCCCGGCCGCCGCCGCCGCCUCCUCGGGCGGUGCCCACCUGGCCCAGGUGGAGACUGUGCUGAGGGAGAAUGCCAGGCUGCAGAGGGACAACGAGAGGCUACAGAGGGAGCUGGAGAGCUCAGCAGAGAAGGCCGGCCGCAUGGAGAAGCUGGAAAGUGAAAUCCAGAGGCUCUCUGAGGCCCACGAGAGCCUGACGAGAGCCUCUUCCAAGCGGGAGGCCCUGGAGAAGACCAUGCGGAACAAAAUGGACAGUGAAAUGAGGAGGCUGCAGGACUUCAACAGGGAUCUUAGAGAGAGAUUGGAAUCUGCCAACCGCCGUCUGGCAACCAAGACCCAGGAGGCCCAGGCAGGAAGUCAGGACAUGGUGGCCAAGCUGCUUGCUCAGAGCUACGAGCAACAGCAGGAGCAGGAGAAGCUGGAGCGGGAGACGGCCCUGCUGCGCGGCGCCAUCGAGGACCAGCGGAGGCGCGCCGAACUGCUGGAGCAGGCUCUGAGCAAUGCGCAGGGCCGGGCCGCUCGAGCCGAGGGGGAGCUGCGCAAGAAGCAGGCCUACGUGGAGAAGGUGGAGCGGCUGCAGCAGGCCCUGGGGCAGCUGCAGGCGGCCUGUGAGAAGCGGGAGCUGCUGGAGCUCCGUCUGCGGACCCGCCUAGAGCAGGAACUCAAGGCCCUGCGUGCACAGCAGAGACAGGCAGGCCCCCCCACUGGUGGCAGUGGAUCCCCAGAGCUCAGCGCCCUGCGGCUGUCAGAGCAACUGCGGGAGAAGGAGGAGCAAAUCCUGGCGCUGGAGGCGGAUAUGACCAAGUGGGAGCAGAAGUAUUUGGAGGAGCGUGCCAUGAGGCAGUUUGCCAUGGACGCAGCCGCCACAGCCGCGGCCCAGCGCGACACCACCCUCAUCCGCCACUCCCCCCAGCCUUCGCCCAGCAGCAGCUUCAACGAGGGCCUGCUCACUGGCGGCCACAGGCAUCAGGAGAUGGAAAGCAGGUUGAAGGUGCUCCAUGCCCAGAUCCUGGAGAAGGAUGCAGUGAUCAAAGUCCUUCAGCAGCGCUCCAGGAAAGAGCCGGGCAAGGCCACGCAGGGCUCCCUGAGGCCCGCCAAGUCUGUGCCGUCUGUCUUCGUGGCUGCCGCGGCAGGGACCCAGGGCUGGCAAGGUCUUUCCUCUAGUGAGCGACAAGUGGAUGCCCCUGCCCGGCUGGCUACAGCAGACCGGGCCCCCGAGGAGGAGCCAGUGGUCACAGCUCCGCUCCCUGCUCAUGCCAAACACGGGAGCAGAGACGGGAGCACCCAGACCGACGGUCCCCCGGACAGCGCGGCCGCUUGCCUGGGACUGGAUCCCGACAGCCUCCUGGGGUACGGGGGGGGCCAGAGAACGGCCUCACUGGACUCUGUUGCUACAUCCAGAGUCCAGGACUUCUCGGACAUGGUGGAGAUACUGAUCUGAAGGAGGUAGUGCUCGGGGACUCCGAACCAUACCCUGUCUCCUCUGCCCUCUGCUACUCUCAGCCAUUCCAGCAGCCCCUCCAUCUGCUGCUGCCCCGCUUUCCCCACCUAGGCAUUCACUCCCAUUGACCGUCUGGUGCCCGGGGCUUAAGGAUGCUGCAGGGGUGAGGGGGAGCCGUGAGAACGCCUGCAUGCAGAAGACCCUGCUUCUUAGCCCCACAUCCCUCCUGAGCCCAUGCAGAAUGAGGAUCCCCAGGCUUACUGUUGGGGUAGCAACUGGAAACCCAGAAGGGAGCUGAGCCUUCUCGGGACCCCCAGUUGGCACUCAGGCAGGGAGGGAAGGCAUAUAUUGGUUUGGGAGAGUGAUUUCCCAAGAUGGCUGCCCAUGGACCCCAGAUGGGCUGGUUCAGUACAGAGUCGGCCGUGCUGUUCCCCUGUGGCUAAGUGUGGUCCCAGCCCACCUCAUCUGCUCCUCAGCUCCUCACUGCCUCCUUGAGAUUGCUGAGACUUGCAUCUUCAGGGGACUAUUGAGGGUGUUAGUCCUGCAGAAGCCACAGCCUCGCCCCCUCACUUGAAGUGGGUAGGGGCCAUUUAAGUGGACUGGGAUAAGCUGUGCAGUUUGUACAUAACCCACUUUCUUACGGAACAGAAGAUUGAGGCAUGCCGCUUCAGAUUUGUGCCCUCUCUGUUCCCCUGUCCCUGCCACCACGGUUCCUGUAACUGCUGACUAGCCUCCCAGCUCUCUGCCCUUCUCGAGUUCUUGGCCCACGGAUUUUGAUACUGGUUGAUCCACGUGACAUUGGCUGUCUUUUCCUCCACCUUGAGCCUUGUUUUGAAAUGCCCACGGGACCCCUAUCACCAGCCUCUUGACAUGGCUCCACAGCCCCUGUCCCUGGGACAUUCUGUCGGUUUGGUUAUGAACCCUGAGCCAGAUGAAAUGAGCCGCCACAGACAGACAUCUGCCACGGGGGGGCUUCCCAGCACCAAUUCUCUUGAAGGAAACUGGAUAAGUUGCCUUAUUCUCAUCAGAGUCUUCGUUCCCACCUGGAGGGAUUGGGAGAGGGAGCUACGCUGGUGAAAAACUGGUCAAUGAGCUACAAGAUGUGACUCAAAUCGUCUCUGGAUGGAGCCCCCGUCACAAAAUGGCGCCCAUGAGGCUGGCUCCUCAAGCUACCGGCGAGCAGUGCCCGGAAGCAGGGCCAGGGCUUUGGAAUCAGACCUGCCAGCAGCCGUGGCUUCGACUUCGGGUCUUAGAGAGUCCCCCAGCUCAGCCCCAGGACCGAUGGGUGGGUUUUAGUAGUUUGUCUUGACUGUUUUUAGUUCUCCUUGAAUCUUUGUUUUUUCCUUUACUGUUUUUAAGUUCGGUAUGUGUUCUUUUAUUCCCGUGAUUCCUCAAGUUUCCUUUUUAAACAUUUGCAUUUGCUGGACAAUUGCAUAUUUUUUUAAAUCCCUCUACCCUUCUUUAAAGCUGAAAAAUACAUUUGGUUCAUGUGCAUUGUUUACAAAGCAAGAAGAAAAAAAGAAAAAAAGGCAAAAAAAUAUCGUGAAAGAAAAAAAACAACUUAAUAUAUUUUGGAUUAAUAUUUGGUAUUUCUUUUAAAGUAUUUUUUGUGCUGUGAACGUUUUCUGCCAAAGACCAUGAUGUGUGUCUGUAUGUUUAAGUUAUCGUAAAUAUUUAAAAUGUAAACAUGGCUGUUUUGUUAUGCCACCCUGUACCAGGACUGCUGCUGCAUUCCACUGGGUAUAACAGUAUUUUAAUAAAAAAAUAAUAAUAAUUAGAA
Messenger RNA from Mirounga angustirostris (Northern elephant seal), 4736 nucleotides. RefSeq names its product angiomotin like 2 (gene AMOTL2). Gene Ontology annotation, biological process: hippo signaling; actin cytoskeleton organization; regulation of cell migration. The transcript is spliced from 10 exons. Gene Ontology annotation, cellular component: bicellular tight junction; plasma membrane; cytoplasmic vesicle. The record is from RefSeq and is a predicted model, not a curated record. The coding region runs from base 623 to 2956 and encodes 777 amino acids. Lineage: Eukaryota; Metazoa; Chordata; Mammalia; Carnivora; Phocidae.